ACACCAUUCCCAUUUCCACCCGGCGCUCACUCUCACCCUGUCUCUGCCGCGAGCUUCUCUCCCACGACCGAUGGGCUCAGCUUCAGGUGAUUCACCGGAGAAAAUUCGAGAUAUAUGCAUGACUCCUACGUCCAGUCGCACGGCCUUGCAUGCCGUGCGCGCACGCACAGAUGACAGUAGCAGGGAGCAUCUGCUGGACGUCGCCGACGGGCCCAAGAUACGGGUGCGUGGGCUGCGGCGGCGGUCGGAGGCGAGCGGCGAGGAGAUCCUGCGCGGGGUGGACCUGGACGUGCCGCGCGGGGCGGUGAUGGGCGUCAUCGGCCCCAGCGGUGGCGGCAAGUCCACGCUGCUCCGCGCUCUCAACCGCCUCUGGGAGCCCGCCCCCGGCGCCGUGGCCCUCGACGGCGCCGACAUCUGCGGCAUGGACGUCCUCGCGCUCCGGCGCAAGGUCGGCAUGCUCUUCCAGCUCCCCGCCAUGUUCCACGGGACGGUGGCGGACAACGUGCGGCACGGGCCGCAGCUGCGGGGCAAGAAACUCACGGAAGCGGAGGUGGAGAGCCUGCUGAGCCUGGCGGACCUCGACCCCGCCAUGUCCUCCAGGCCGGCGUCGGAGCUGUCCGUCGGCCAGGGGCAGCGCGUCGCCCUGGCCCGCACCCUCGCCAACGACCCGGAGGUGCUGCUGCUGGACGAGCCGACGAGCGCGCUGGACCCGAUUUCGACGCAGAACAUCGAGGAGGCCAUCGUGCGGCUCAAGGAGACGAGGGGCCUCACGACAGUGAUCGUCUCGCACAGCGUGAAGCAGAUCCAGCGCGUCGCCGACCUCGUCUGUCUCGUCGUCGACGGCGAGGUCGUGGAGGUGCUCGCGCCGUCGGAUCUGGCUGGGGCCAAGCACCCCGUGGCCCGGCGCUUCCUGGAGCUCAGCUGAAUAUGUUUGUGCCUUCGCUUACCUCAGACUUGCUAUGGCGACGAAUGUUGCGUGCGCUUUGGAGGAGUAAAUUACACAAAGUGGUUGUGGUAGGGUAAUCAGGUAAUGGGCUUUCUUUUCCUUCAGUAAAUGGGUUUGGUGGACAUGAUUGACAUGGGAUUAUAGGCCUAUUCGGCUA
Triticum dicoccoides is the source of this 1103-nucleotide messenger RNA. RefSeq names its product protein STAR1-like. Gene Ontology annotation, biological process: phosphate ion transmembrane transport. The coding region runs from base 71 to 925 and encodes 284 amino acids. The record is from RefSeq and is a predicted model, not a curated record. The transcript is spliced from 2 exons. Gene Ontology annotation, molecular function: ATP hydrolysis activity; ATP binding; phosphate transmembrane transporter activity. Gene Ontology annotation, cellular component: membrane. Lineage: Eukaryota; Viridiplantae; Streptophyta; Magnoliopsida; Poales; Poaceae.